Molecule: messenger RNA, 2572 nt
Organism: Alnus glutinosa
Lineage: Eukaryota; Viridiplantae; Streptophyta; Magnoliopsida; Fagales; Betulaceae
Product: pentatricopeptide repeat-containing protein At5g04780, mitochondrial-like
Exons: 2
Coding region: 208-2091 (627 amino acids)
Biological process (GO): RNA modification
Molecular function (GO): zinc ion binding; protein binding; RNA binding
Source: RefSeq, a predicted model, not a curated record
GUCAUAGACGGGAAAAUUUUAUUUGCACAUAUAAAUACGCCUCAUGUGCAAACAUAUGCUUCCACAGUUCCACGGGAGAUCAAUGUGCGUAAUGGUCCGGAUUAGUUCAAUCUGUAAAAUAUGCGUUGCAAAUUUGCAAUGGUGGCUUCAAUUUAUUUAUUUUAAAUUUUUUUGGGUUUUAUUUUUUAUGGCGUUGUGGAGAAGGAAAUGAAAAACCUGAGGAGAUAUUGGAGACUAAAUGUUGGUUUUGGUCUUCAUCGUAGAUUCUUUUCAGUCUUAGCCAAUGCCAGAUGUCAGAGCUCAAACCCAGAACCGGAAGACCUUGUUUAUGUAGGUACAAGUACAACUGCUACUACUAGGCAUGUUUCGAGUUUGCAUGGACUCGUGCAGUUAUGUGCAAGAGCGAGAGCAAACAUGGAAGGGAAGGCUUGCCAUGCACAGGUUAUUCGUGUUGGGUUGCAAGCAGACACUUUAACGUCAAACAUGCUAAUUAAUAUGUAUUCGAAAUGCGGAUUGGUUGGCUGUGCUCGUAAAGUGUUUGAUGAAAUGCUGGAACGAAGCUUGGUUUCAUGGAAUACGAUGAUUGGGUCGCUUGCUCAAAAUGGUGAGGAGCAGGAAGCUCUUGGUCUUUUUGUUGAGAUGCAAAGAGAAGGAACCCAAUGUAGUGAAUUCACUGUUUCGAGUGUUCUUUGUGCUUGUGCUGCAAAAUGUGCUGUGUUUGAGUGUAAACAGUUACAUUCUUUUGCUAUUAAGGCUGCAAUGGAGUCUAAUGUGUUUGUGGGAACUGCAUUGCUUGAUGUUUACGCCAAGUGCAGUUUGAUAAAGGAUGCAAGCUGGGUUUUCGAGUGCAUGCCAGAGAGGAGUGACGUUACUUGGAGUUCAAUGGUGGCGGGGUAUGUGCAAAAUGGCCUUCAUGAAGAAGCUUUGGGGCUGUUUUGCCGAACUCAAAUGAUGGGGUUGGAGCAGAACCAGUUUAUGAUUUCAUCUGCUAUUUGUGCUUGUGCGGGUCUGGCAGCUCUGAUUGAAGGGAAGCAGCUGCAUGCCGUGUUAUGUAAAAGUGGAUUUGGUUCAAACAUGUAUGUUGUUUCCUCUCUUAUAGACAUGUAUGCCAAAUGCGGUUGCAUUCGAGAAGCUAAUGUUGUAUUUCAAGGGGUGGAAGAGGGGAGCAUUGUUCUAUGGAAUGCAAUGAUUUCUGGGUUUGCUAGACAUGCUCACUCCCUAGAGGCAAUGGUUUUAUUUGAGAAAAUGCAGCAGAUGGGUAUGUAUCCAAAUGAAGUAACAUACAUUGCCGUCUUAUCUGCAUGUAGUCAUAUGGGUUUGGUUGAAAAAGGACGGAAGUAUUUCCAUCUUAUGAUAAGGGAGCACAGAGUGUUACCCAAUGUCUUUCACUAUUCAUGCAUGGUUGAUAUUUUUGGUCGGGCAGGGUUGAUUUGUGAAGCUUAUGACUUGAUAGAGAAGAUGCCGUUUGAUGCGACUGCUUCAAUGUGGGGUUCACUUUUGGCUUCUUGCAGAGUCCAUGGAAAUCUUGAAUUGGCUGAGGUUGCAGCUAAGCAUUUGUUUGAGAUGGAACCCAAUAAUGCAGGAAAUCAUAUUUUGCUUUCAAACAUUUAUGCAGCGAACAGAAAGUGGGAAGAAGUUGCGAGGGCAAGGAAGCUUCUUAAGGAAAGUGAGGUGAAGAAGGAGAAGGGUAUGAGUUGGAUUGAAAUAAAGGACAAAGUUCAUUCAUUUAUGGUUGGAGAGAUAAAUCAUCCUAAAAUUGCUGAGAUUUACUUUAGGUUAGAUGAUUUGGUUAAAAAGUUGGAGAAGCUGGAUUACAAGGCCGAGACUAAACAUGACCUUCAUUAUGUGGAAGAGAGCAGAAAACAGCAACUUUUGAGACACCACAGCGAGAAGCUUGCUCUUACUUUUGGGCUGAUGUGCUUACCUCAGAAUGCGCCUAUCAGAAUUAUGAAGAAUCUCAGAAUCUGUGGGGAUUGUCAUUCUUUUAUGAAGGCUACAUCAAAUUUUACAGGGAGAGAGAUCAUUGUUCGAGAUACAAAUCGUUUUCACCAUUUUGAGAGUGGCUGUUGUUCUUGUGGAGAUUUUUGGUGAACUGCUGAUUAACUUACCAUCUUAUGUCUUAUGAUCUGUAUCACUGUCGGGGGUUUACACAUUUCGUCUGCUGCCUUGGGAUGGGCCCAAGUGUUUGAAGCGAAGGUUCUGAAGAUCAAGUUCAGUGAACGUUAACCCAAUUUUCAGGAUGCCACAGAUAAACUUUUGGUCCACUACACUGGGAUAUGGUUUCCUUCAUCUAAAAAUGCUGUUUUGAGCAUGUUGGAGGCGUUGGUGAUGUUGUCACUAGUCUAUCUGAUGCUGUUCAAGAUCUGAACCACAAAGUGGACAUUAUUCUUCCAAAGUAUGGCUGUUUGGACGUUAGCAAUGUAAGCUUCAUUGCUGUUGCUUUGGUCCAUAUAUAAUGUCUUAUGUCUUACUUCUUUGUGCAAGAUGUUUAUUCUCUGUUUCUCAAGUUUUGGGUUUUUCUCUCUUGACUUCGGUUUUUCUGUAGGUUUUACUUGUGGUGGUUUAGCUCUCU